Nicotiana tabacum (common tobacco) is the source of this 1248-nucleotide messenger RNA. Its product is annotated as transcription factor MYBS3-like. The record is from RefSeq and is a predicted model, not a curated record. NCBI's taxonomy places the organism in Eukaryota, Viridiplantae, Streptophyta, Magnoliopsida, Solanales, Solanaceae. Gene Ontology annotation, biological process: response to gibberellin; response to ethylene. Gene Ontology annotation, molecular function: DNA binding.
UUCUAUAUCUAUAUAUUGCACCAAAUAUUUUCAUAUACAAAGCUCUGUCCUCUCUCCUUUUAAGCUUUCAGAUUUAUUUGGCUGACCUUAAAUUAAAUGGGGAGGAAAUGCUCGCACUGUGGUAUAACUGGUCACAAUUCACGAACCUGUAAACCUCAGAAGACAAAAAUUGAUGGAAAAAAUGAAGAUGCUACGUCCAAUAUUGGUAUGAAACUUUUUGGUGUGAAGCUUGAAAUACCAAAAACAUCUUCUUUUGCUAGUACUGCUUCAAUGAAGAAGAGUUUUAGUGUUGGUUGCCUUCAGAAUUCGUCGAAAAUUUCUUCUUCAACAGCUGGAUCUUUUACUUCCAAUUGUAAGAUGUUUUCAGAUGAAAACCUGGAUUAUAAAGUGUCGAAUGGUUAUCUUUCUGAUCAUGAAUUGGUUGGAAGAACUUCAGAUAAGAAAAAAGGAGUUCCAUGGACAGAAGAAGAACACAGGAUAUUUCUAGUUGGAUUGGAAAAACUUGGAAAAGGAGACUGGAGGGGCAUUUCUAGGAAAUUUGUCACAACAAGGACACCAACCCAAGUAGCAAGUCAUGCCCAAAAGUAUUUUCUUCGCCAAAAUUCUCUCAAUAGAACCAAGCGGAGACGCAGUCUCUUUGACAAGGUUGGGAUGGAUAAAUCAACUAUCUUACUGUUUGAUAAAAGUGUUACCAAGACAAAAGAAAGCAGAUCCAAGUCAACAGAGGAUGAUGAAACAAAUAUUUCCAUGAUAACUUUUAGUACUUCACCAAGCAAAGAUUCAAAGUUAGCAACAUUCGUUAAUCUCCCAUUUAUUAAUUCAAGUGAUUAUAUUUCAUUUCAAGAUUCACCAAAGCCAGACCUAGAGCUCACCCUUGCAGUACCAAGGCAACUCAAUAAUCAAAGAAGAAAAUCAGGUGGUCUUCUUGGUGGAAAUACAAUUACUGUCGUUUGAUUAAAACAUUCUGCUCAUGUUUCAUGUAAUCAAACAUAGUAUAAGAAAUUAGGAAAUUAAUUAAGUAGAUGUCCAUAAAAAUAAUCAAAAUUUUCUAUGUGAUAUGACUGAUAUGUAACUUUGUAAAUGAUGCCCUACCAGCAUCACCCUUGGUCCCCCAAGCUUACCACAAAUACAUUUUUUUAUUCCAUUUUAAAAUAUUAAAUGUUUCAUCAGUGAUAAAAGAUAUGAAUUAAGUUCCAAAAGUUUGCUAGCAAGAUAAUUCUAAUGAUUUGUUAAAGGAUGUUUUACUAU